AGAAACAAGAGGGCGCCUGUGCCCCUCCCUUGCUUCGUUAGGAUGUAUUUUUUUGUGUAGCUGGUUUGUUUAUGACGCGGUUCUCUGGUUCUGUUAGCUUGACAGCUUAUCAAGUGUGUAAUGUUGUGAAAAAGCAUAACAAAAAACUCGCUUGUGGCGUUUUUUUCGGUCGAUACUGUGCUUUGUGCAAGAUAGAUCUAAAAGAGGGUCAGGGUUAGUUAGCAUUAAGUGCUGCUUAGUCGUUCGACAGGAUUACAUUUGUUAGCUGCAGCGUAAUGUUGGACCGGAAAGUUGUUAUUUGACGACUCCCGGGCUCGGGCAAUGGAAUAUCAGUGUUAACAUAGAGGACGUUACAAGCGCAUAUGUAAUACCUUUCAGUCAUUGGCAGGUUAGGCUUAUACACAGCUGCCUGGAAACUAGGCUAGCUAGCGAACUACAUUGACGUUAGCAUGGCGUCAGAUACAAGUGACACGGAGGAAUUCUAUGAUGCUCCAGAGGACCCCAAUUUUACUCCGUCUCCACAAGUGUCUCCCGCAAAGUUCGUCAUUCCUUCACCUCAGCUUUUGCACAGUUCAGUAAACGUUGCGCAAGAUUUGAGCUGUGCCACUUCUGAGACUCAGCAAGAUGAUUCGUUACAGAUCAUUGAUAGUAUCAUCGAAGAGAGUCAAAAGGGAGACGUAGGUGAGGUGGCUCAGCUGUUAGAUCAGCUGCAUGUUGAUGUAGCAGCCGAGCCAAAUGAGCAGAAUAAUGGUGACAGGCUCCCUGGGGAGCUGGCUGUGCCAGCUGUUGAACCCCAGCUUGUCGAGAGGCCAGAGGAACAACGGAAUAGCAUAGUAUCAAACGGCGAGUGCUCUAUACCUGCUCUCGAGCCCACAGGUCUCCCAGGGCCAUCAGCUGGCUCACAAGAACAUGUUCAGCCUCCAGACAUCACCAGCACCAUAGGACAGAGUCAGCCCAGCCUGUCUGUUGCGGUUGCAGAAGGUGGUCAGGAGCCAAGACCGGCUGACAUCUUAGACCAGGUUCCCUUGACUGACAGGCCAGCUGACUCGGACUCCUCUGGGUCUUUAAAACCUCAGCAGUUCACAGUGGAGCCAGACAUUGUAGCUAGCACAAAGAAGCCUCCUCCCUCACGCCCACCCCCUCCAAGCGGGGGUCCUCCUGCAAGACCUCCGCCACCAUCUCGGCCGAAAUUACCUACCAAGAAGUCACAGGAGUGUGUUAGGCCAAGUGGGCUGGAAGUGUCUGCUGUCAGUGUGGUCUGCAGUGAUUCUCUGGAGCCAUCAGGCCUCCUGUCUCCUGGCAGCACUGUGAGGAGUCUAACCAAAGAGCUGCAGCAUUCCUUGGAUCUGGCCAGUGCUACCAGUGGAGACAAGGUGGUGACGGCACAGGAAAAUGAAGAUGAACAGACCUCAUCUCAGAGCGGAGGACAGACCCCAGGCCCUCAACGUCCUCGGUCAAAUUCUGGCAGAGAACUGACAGAUGAAGAAAUCUUGGCCAGUGUGAUGAUCAAGAAUUUAGACACUGGGGAAGAAAUUCCUCUAAUUCAGGCGGAGGAGAAACUUCCUGCUGGGAUCAACCCUCUCACUCUGCACAUUAUGAGGAGGACCAAGGAGUACAUCACGAAUGAUGCAGCACAGUCAGAUGAUGAUGAGAAGACUCAGACUCCAAUGACAGACACAGACGGUGGAAAACUAAAACAGAGAACGACCCAGUUAAAAAAAUUCCUCGGCAAGUCGGUGAAGAAGGCCAAGCAUCUGGCUGAGGAGUACGGAGAGAAGGCAGUCAACAAAGUGAAAAGUGUUCGUGAUGAAGUCUUCCAUACAGAUCAGGAUGAUCCAUCAUCGAGCGACGAUGAGGGUAUGCCUUACACCAGGCAGGCCAAGUUCAAGGCAGCGCAUAGCUUCAAGGGUCCCUUUGACUUUGACCAGAUUAAGGUUGUGCAGGACCUCAGUGGAGAGCACAUGGUGGGAUUAUUACUUUUCCAGAAGAUGUUCAAGUUCUUGUUAGAGAAACCUUCCUUUGUUUUUUCUUCUCCAGGUCGAGUGUCACCUUCUCCUUCUCAGGAAAGUUUAUGUUCUUCUAAAUCUGACACUGAGACUGGGGCGAGUUGUAUUCCAGAGGACCCAGACACGGAAGAUAGAAAUGCCCCUUUCCGUCAAGUCCCUUUCUGCAAGUACAAGGGUCACACGGCUGAUCUGUUGGACUUAUCCUGGUCAAAGAACUUUUUCCUGCUCUCCUCUUCCAUGGAUAAAACAGUCAGGUUAUGGCACAUAUCCAGGCGAGAGUGUCUCUGCUGCUUUCAGCACAUUGAUUUUGUCACAGCCAUUGCUUUCCAUCCCAGGGAUGACAGGUACUUUUUAAGCGGCUCCCUAGAUGGAAAACUACGGCUCUGGAACAUUCCAGAUAAGAAGGUGGCUUUGUGGAAUGAGGUGGAUGGCCAAACCCGGCUUAUCACCGCUGCCAACUUCUGCCAAAAUGGGAAAUAUGCAGUGAUUGGCACCUAUGAUGGUCGAUGUAUCUUCUAUGACACAGAGCGUCUGAAAUACCACACGCAAAUUCAUGUGCGGUCCACCAGAGGAAGGAACAAAGUGGGACGCAAGAUCACUGGCAUUGAACCUCUGCCUGGAGAAAAUAAGAUUUUGGUGACAUCAAAUGAUUCCCGCAUUCGCCUUUAUGACCUGAGGGACUUGUCUCUAUCAAUGAAGUACAAGGGUUAUGUCAACAGUAGCAGCCAGAUUAAGGCCAGCUUCAGUCACGACUACUCCUUCAUUGUAAGCGGCUCAGAGGACAAGUACAUAUACAUCUGGAGCACUUACCAUGACUUGAGUAAAUUCACAUCUGUACGGCGGGACCGCAAUGACUUCUGGGAAGGGAUUAAAGCACACAACGCUGUGGUUACGUCAGCCAUUUUCGCACCCCACCCAGGCCUUAUUGUCCCACAGGAGAGUGGUGCAGAGAAGCCAGAAGCAGAGUGUAAGAGCCUGGACUCCACAGACUCUGAAACGAUACCCUCAGGAGCAUUAAAGACAGAUCACACAGAAGUUCUUCUCUCCGCUGACUUCACUGGAGCCAUCAAGGUUUUUAUCAAUGUAAAAAAAUACUGAGCAUUUUAGAGGCUCUUGGCUCUUCAGGUUCAGGCCCAUCUAUCAGUGAUCAGUCCUAAAGGUUGAGGACAGCUUGUCUCAGAGCCUUGUAAGGUCACUAAGUACCUAAUGGUACUGAGACAAAGUUGUCUGUAGUAGCGGUUUUUGGUAAACAGGGACCCUAAAAUAAAAGGGAAUAGGUGGAAUAAAUAAACUGUAAAUGGACAAAGUGAGGUUCCUUACCACUUUUUGUUUUUAAAUCUUUGAUACCAGACAACUGUGAACAGUUUGGUCUGAACGAAAGAUCUGGACAUGUCAAGCGUGAACAGAAACUAAAUCUGUUCAGAUACGCACGUGUACAUUUCAGGCUGUAUGGUCAGGGCUGAAUAUAGCUAGAAGACUACCUGUAACAGUAUGGGGCACCUUAUGCUUUCUUUGGCUACCACAUUUCAGAAGAAAUUUAGAGAAGCAAGGCACUGAUGUUGGGCAGAUUUUCAUGUCUUGUGUUAAGACGCAUUUGUCUCAAGGUGUCUAAAGAUGGACUGUAAUGUCAUUUACAAAAUAUUCGUGCCUACAGAGUCUAGAUUGCUUUCUAAAUUACACUUCUAAAGCUUUCCUCUCACUUUAUCAGACAUUUCAGCAGAUAACAAAAUUUUCAGUGCAGGAGAUGUGUGGCUACUAAUGAUCGGGGCUGGGCAUCUUAAAUCUGUGUUUCAGAACCAGUAUUGGGUCAAAUACUUUUGAUACAUUUCUUUGUUCAAUGAAAGCACAUUUCAUUCUAUAAAACAGUUGUGUAAAUUUACUGUGUAACAUUGCAUACUUAAUGCUUUUGUAAACAAAUGCUCUAUUACUUUCCUCAAUAAAAAUCCACACAAACUAAAA
Messenger RNA from Pundamilia nyererei, 3965 nucleotides. RefSeq names its product WD repeat domain 44 (gene wdr44). Bases 450 to 3104 code for a protein of 884 amino acids. The transcript has 19 exons. Gene Ontology annotation, molecular function: protein binding. The record is from RefSeq and is a predicted model, not a curated record. Lineage: Eukaryota; Metazoa; Chordata; Actinopteri; Cichliformes; Cichlidae.